AUGGGUGAUCCAAACAGCAUGGAAGAGCUUCAAAGGCUCCUUCAAGAAGCACGACAAAAGGCCGAUAAGGAACGACAACGCGCCGAGGAAGCCGAGAGAGGGCGUCGAGAAGAGCAAAAACGAGCCGAGAAGGAACAGCAACGCGCCGAGAGGGAACAACAACGCGCCGAAGCGUCAGAGCAGCAAACCCAACCCACCACCCUCGACGAAUACAUCACUGGCUGCCACUCCCUUGUAUUCUCCAGCUUCAAUAUUGAACGGAACCAGAAAUUGACCUCGAAGGGCCCCAUCACUAAUCCGCGAAACAAAUGGUGUCCCACAAAUCUUCGACCGUGGCCCGACUUCCUGCACCAACAGAGGAUCACGUUCGGCACCCUCUACGACACCUUCCCUGCCGAUCGUCGCGUUUUCGAGAACCGAUCCUUCCUCUCCGGCUUAGGAAACAGACUCGCGAAGCGCAAGAUAGCAGAUGAGAAGACACUUGAGAACUUCCUCCACCACAGCGUCGAGGAUCCAGUCAAGGCGAUCGUGGAUCAGCUCAAAGAGGUGGAAGAGGUCAGAAGUGCAUUUCAUCUAGGAAACGGCAUCAUUUUCGAGAACCAUGCGCACGCCAUCAGCGACUUGGCUGAGGAGGUUGUCGACCGCGACACUCCAUCGACGCCACCCUCUACGCCAGACCACAGACUCGAUCUCAACCAGUUACGACCCGAUCAGAUCUGCAUCUACCGAUCCGACAACGCUGGCUCGACUAGACGUACGAUGAUCUACAUUUCUGAGUACAAGACGCCUCACAAACUGACCGCGCCGCACCUUCGUCUCGGUCUACGCCCGAUCAAUAUAUACAAGGACGUGGUCAACCGGAAGACGAUCCCGACGUCCGUGGACCCCGAUGCGCGUUUCCAGUAUCAUGCGGAGAAGCUGACUGCAGCCGCUGUCACGCAGACCUACCACUACAUGAUCGAGGGCGGACUCGAGUAUGGUCUAUUGACCACGGGCGAGGCGGUCGUGUUUCUCAAGAUUGACUGGCGGGAGCCCGAGACGCUUUUGUACCACCUGGCAGAGCCGGAUGCGGAGGUGUCGGCGGCCCACCCUGAUCAAUUUCACCUGUGCACGGCAGUAGGUCAGUAUCUGGCCUUUAGUCUCAUGGCGCUUGGUCUGCCGGGUGAGCGACGGUUGCAUGGGCAAGAUGAGCGCCGCCAAGCUACUGAGAAAUUGAAGACGUGGACGGAAGAUUUCGAGACGACGCUACGAUCGAUUCCGGAGGACGAACGACAUGCGCCGAAGAGCUCACCCGGCUACCAACCAGAAGCUUACGAGGGUGUCGACCGAUCUCCUUACCUUCUCCGAGGAAAAAGACGGCGACGUGUGGGGGAUGAGCCCGUGAAGGAACAUGCACAAAGGGAUCCAGGAGAAUCAUCUGAUGACGAGUCAGCGCGCAAUUUUCCAGACACACCGAGCCCGACAGAGCGGCGAUCACAUCGAGGAGGGUCAGGAGGCCAGAGAACUCGACGCAGUCAGCGAAUUCUGGCGCAACGGCCGCGGGGUGGAGGAGGAGGAGGAGGAGGAAGCAACGACAACGAACAAGACAGGCCGUACUGCACCCAAAAGUGCCUUUUAGGGCUCAUCAAGGGCGGUGUCCUCGACCCCAGAUGCCCGAACGUGUCACUUCACAGCAGGCAGCCCAACAAUCACCGCAGCCACUGCCGUGGCCCAAGCCGCACCUGUGCCCGCCAUCCAAUCGAUCACGCUAACUUCCUUGAGCUUCUCUGGGAGCAGCUAGAACGGUCAUUAGACGACGGGAUCACGCCGUUGGGACAGGGUGGUGCGCGCGGCGUACUGUUCAAAGUGAUCUUGCUUGCGUAUGGCUAUACCUUCGUCAGCAAGGGCACGGUUCGGGCAUUUGUUAAAGACCUUGAGCACGAGGCGGCGGUUUACGAACGACUGCGACCCAUCCAAGGCAUACAUGUGCCCGUGUUCCUUGGGGCUAUCAACCUCGGAUUGAUGAACAGGAUUUAUUACUAUGACCACCGAGUCUAUGUGAUGCACAUGACAUUUCUGUCGUGGGGAGGAUAUGAGCUUGAUCCGACAGGGAUUAUGGGCGAUGUGAGUGGUGUGGGUGGUGUGGGUGGUGUGGAGGGUGUGGAGGGUGUGGAGGAACAGCUCGAAGAGAAGGCGAUGCGGUCGUUGCGCGCAAUGCACCAACAGGGAGUAGUCCACAAGGAUGUACGAACGGCAAACAUGCUGUUCAAUGCGGAGGUCAAUGGGGUCAUGAUGAUUGACUUUGAAAGAGCGCUGCUGCUGUUGGAGCCACCUCGACGUCCGUUGGCUCAGCUGGUGCCGAACAAGCGAAGAUGGAAGCCAGAGACAGGAAAUUGCAGCAAGCCGGCGGCGAGGCCAAGUGAUCGAGGUCAAGUCAGCGGGGCAUUUUCCGAGGAUAUUGGGAUGAUGAAGAUGGUAUUCAGAGAGCAUCAUAUUGACAAGCCGUAA
Fusarium falciforme is the source of this 2487-nucleotide messenger RNA. Its product is annotated as EKC/KEOPS complex subunit BUD32. Gene Ontology annotation, molecular function: ATP binding; protein kinase activity. Gene Ontology annotation, biological process: protein phosphorylation. NCBI's taxonomy places the organism in Eukaryota, Fungi, Ascomycota, Sordariomycetes, Hypocreales, Nectriaceae. The record is from RefSeq and is a predicted model, not a curated record. Bases 1 to 2487 code for a protein of 828 amino acids. The transcript has a single exon.